GUCAAAAGUAAAUAGAAAAUAAGAGAUGGGAAAUUAUUUUACGAUGAUUUAACUUUUUAUUCUAAUAUUAAUUAGUGUGCACGUAAUUUUAAUAAUCUUUUACCGUAUAUCUUCAACGUCGAUGUUUUUAUUGUGAUAAAAUGUAUUUACAAGUUUUGAAAAAAAUGAGCGAAUAAACGCAGUUUUUCACCUUUUAUAAUGCACAAUUUGCGUCUAAUCACCGUUUAUUGUACUAAUUUUGUAACUAAUGCACCAGAUAAUUAAAUCCAGUAUAAUUUAGUGUUUAAUGUAAAGUUAGAACUUCAAAUAUUUAGAUAAAUUAACCCUGGGCGUAACCUUUUAACUUUCGGGGUUGAGGCGACGCGAAUAUGAUAAAAUUCGCGUUUUUCUGAAAUAUAGUGUAUUGUGUUGGUGGUAAAAAUGGCUGAAGACGAGGUCCUGUUCGAUGAUGUGUAUGAGCUAUGUGAAAUUAUUGGCAAGGGACCAUUCAGCCUUGUUCGUCGAUGUGUGCACCGGCAAACAGGACAGCAAUUUGCCGUGAAGAUUGUGGACGUAGCUCGUUUUACAGCUAGCCCUGGAUUAAGCACCGCUGACUUAAAACGAGAAGCUACAAUAUGUCACAUGCUCAAACAUCCGCACAUUGUGGAGCUGCUAGAGACUUACAGCUCUGAGGGGAUGCUGUACAUGGUUUUCGAAUAUAUGGAUGGAUCUGAUUUGUGCUUUGAAGUGGUUCGCCGAGCCACAGCUGGAUUUGUCUACAGCGAAGCAGUAGCAUGUCACUACAUGCGUCAGAUCCUGGAGGCACUCCGCUACUGCCACGAGAACGACAUCGUGCACCGCGACGUGCGGCCGCACUGCGUGCUGCUGGCGGGCCGCGACAACUGCGCGCCCGUCAAGCUCGGCGGGUUCGGCGUCGCCGCGCAGCUGCCCACGCCCACCGCGCACCGCGCGCCGCCCGAACUGGUGAUGGACAAUCGGCCUCUAGUGGGUCCUAUGGGCCAAGCAUAUCUGAAAUCAGAUGAGUAUGGUCGUAUUGGUACUCCGCACUACAUGGCGCCCGAAGUGGUUUCGAGUCAACUGUACGGGAAACCAGUGGAUGUGUGGGCAGCUGGAAUUUUACUGCACGUUUUGCUUGUGGGCUAUUUGCCCUUCACUGGGACUAGGGAGCGGCUGUUUGAAGCUAUUUGUCGUGGGAGAUUACGCUUUGAUGCACCUCUUUGGGACGACAUAAGCGAUGCUGCCAAAGAUUUGGUGCAGCGAAUGCUGACGGUCGAUCAUACGCAAAGAAUUAACAUACAAGAAGUUCUAAAUCACCGAUGGAUCAGGGAUCGCGACAAGCAGAACCGCAUCCACCUGUCGGGCACAGUGGAGGAGCUGAAGAAGUUCAACAGCCGGCGGCGCCUGCGCGCGGCGACGCUGGCGGCCGCGGCCGUGGACGACGACGACGACGACGACGCGCCGCGCCGCGCGCUGCUCGUGGAGGAGGCCAACGCCGCGGCUGUUAAUCUUAUAGUAGAAUCGCUAGAUGAUGUAGCGGUUCUUCAAGAUGGACCACCGUUUAUGGACCCGGACCUGUUCCACAGCGUGCUCGAUGAUCUGCAACUACGAUCUUUACUAGAAGUGUACGACCGCAUCGCGUGCACGGUGGUGGUGACGAGCGGGCGCGCGCCGGCGGCGGAGGGCCGCGCCCGCGCGCGCGCCGCGCUCGAGGCGGCCGCGCGCCUGCGCUCGGGCGCCGCGCCCGCCAGCGCCGCCGCCGUCCACGACCUGCGCCGCCUGCUCGCCGCGCCGCACGUCAAGGCCCUAUUACAAGCACACGACGUGGUCGCGCGUGAGGUGUACGGCGAAGAGUCGCUACGUGCUUCCCCGCCUCCUGUCAACGGCAGAGCUCAGCCUCCGACCGAAGAAGAGGAUGACACCGAACCUGAGUUUGAAAACGUGACCAGAGUGCGCCUCGUACAGUUCCAGAAAAACACCGAUGAACCUAUGGGUAUAACGUUGAAGCUAGCAGAUGACGGUCGGUGCAUCGUGGCACGCAUUAUGCACGGUGGCAUGAUUCACAGACAAGCUACAUUGCACGUUGGCGAUGAAAUCAAGGAAAUCAACGGGACGCCCGUCGCUAACCAGUCUGUUGCACAACUUCAAAGGAUGCUGCGAGAGGCUCGCGGCUCAGUAACGUUCAAGAUAGUACCGUCGUAUCGAUCAGCUCCUCCACCUUGUGAGCUAUUCCGGAUAAAGCCUUCGCCCGUGCUAAUAUUUGUAAGAGCUCAAUUCGACUAUGAUCCUCUUGAAGAUGAGCUGAUACCUUGUGCUCAAGCAGGCAUAGCCUUUAACACCGGAGAUAUAUUGCAGAUUAUAAGCAAAGAUGAUGCUCAUUGGUGGCAAGCUAGGAAAGAUGCUUCAGGAGGUUCCGCUGGUCUCAUCCCAAGCCCAGAACUGCAGGAAUGGAGAGCAGCUUGUGCAGCGGCAGAAAGAUCUAACACUGAUCAAGUCAAUUGUUCGAUAUUUGGACGAAAGAAAAAACAAGCUAAGGAUAAAUAUUUGGCGAAACACAAUGCCGUCUUCGAUCAGCUCGAUGUUGUUACUUAUGAAGAAGUUGUUAAGCUUCCCUCUUUCCAACGAAAAACCAUAGUUCUUUUGGGUGCACAUGGAGUUGGUCGUCGUCAUAUCAAGAAUACGCUCAUUGCGCGUCAUCCCGACCAAUAUGCCUAUCCCAUACCACAUACGACUAGACCACCCCGUACUGAUGAAGAAAACGGCAGACAUUACUACUUCGUUACACACGAUGAAAUGAUGGCCGAUAUUGCUGCUAAUGAAUACUUAGAAUAUGGAACUCACGAAGACGCAAUGUACGGAACUAAACUGGAAACCAUCCGUCGUAUCCACUCGGAGCGUCGUAUCGCCAUUCUGGACGUGGAGCCUCAAGCGUUGAAGAUCUUACGCACUGCGGAGUUCGCGCCUUACGUCGUGUUCGUCGCUGCACCAUCUUUGAACAACGUCGCUGAUUACGAUGGGUCUUUGGAAGUUCUGGCUCGGGAGUCCGACCAGCUGCGCCGGACGUACGGCCACUACUUCGACAUGUCCAUCGUCAACAACGACAUCGACGACACGCUCGCCCAGCUGGAGGCCGCGCUCGCGAGGAUGCGUUCCUCGCCGCAGUGGGUUCCCGUGUCUUGGGUGUAUUGACCUACCGACUGCUACCUGUAAGUCACACUGGCGUUCUGAAAUAGACUUUAUUCCGCUAGCCAUACAAUUACGUUUUGAAUGUAUCGACAUGUCGCAUGUUACAUUUUGGAAUUUCAAAUUAAAAUGGUUACCAUUUUAUAGACUUUAUUCCCAUAAUCUUACAUUUUCGUUUUCAAUUUAUCGACAUGUCGUUUGCUUUUAAAUUGUAUUGAAGUGGUUAUAGAGUUACAGCUAUAGAGUUCCAUUCUUAUCCACUUUUCGUUUUCACCUUAACAAAGGCUUAAUCUCACUCUAAUCUCAAUGUCGAUCUAAAUAGACUUUAUGUUCCUGUAAUAAAGUUUCAUUUCCAAUGUAUCGACAUGUCUAUUGUUACACUUUAAAUGUUUCUGUUAUUUUAAUCUGUCGACUGUUACGUUUCUCCUCUCCCUGUCGAUCUGAAAUAGACUUUAAUACCCAAAUAUGUAUGAUACAGAUUAUAAAUUGACAUUUUAACUUCGAUCGUUUGUUGACAUUUUGUCAGUUUCGUUGUUUUGUCAUAUUUCACGACCUUACUUAUAAACGUUGUUUAGCGGAUGAUUAGGUUUUCUGUCUUUCUUUGUUUUCUGUCUUUUUCUUUCGAAUGUCAAAUCAAUAAUGACAGAAAGAGCGAAUUAAGUGUUUUACUAAAUAAAGCCGCUAAGCAAUAAUUUCUCAAAACAAAUUGCAGUAUUUUCAUUUGAAUACCAAAAUAAUAUUUCGACAUGUCGAUUUUCAUUUGUUUUAAGCUAAAAUAGACUUUAUAAUUAUUUAUUAAGGUACAAAUUCAUGUGUAAUAUUUAGUGCCAUAUUUUAUAAUGAUACCGUUGUUUUUUUGUAUAUGUUAAAAUACGUUGCAGAAGAAAAUAAAGUCUAUUUCAUGGAUAGAAAUGACCGAGGGACUAAUAUUUAAAAAUUGAACAUUGAUUAUAAAAAUACAACGAUGUUUUAAAGAAUAAAUAGAGGUGUGAAGUCUUUCGUCACAAGUUAGAAAAUUUUCACACUUUAAAUAAUUGGCACACUGGCACAUUGGCAAAGUCUUUCGAAUUAUUGUAACAAAAAAAUAUAUAUAUCAUUUCAAAAUCCAUUAUAUUGAAAAUAAAGAUUAAGGGUAUGUUUAGUAAAAAAGAGAAUGGGCUUAGAUUAAUACAAAAAGCAUGUUAAAAGACCUAUUUUAUUUGUUACUUAACCAAAAAGUAUUAUAUUUUAUAUAUUUUGUGAAUAAAUAUCGUUAUUAUUUAAUUAUGUUAAUUUAUUGUUCUUAAAUUAUUGUUUGCGUGAAAACAGUUUAGUCUUAAUUUGGUGCAAUACCGCUCAAAACAUUUUUGUGCCAAAUAAUGCUAUCACGAGAAUAUUUCAUCACACCGUUUCAUGAUUUUUAGAACAAUGUACAUAAUUAUACAUUAGUAGGUAAUUUACAAGGAGGGAAUAAUGAAAUAAUACUCUUUAGAGUGUACUGUAGCUCAAAUGUUAACUUCGAUAUUUAAUUGUAAGAUCUAUCCUAUUAUAAGUACCGAUAUGGUUGUCCAACUGAGAUACAAUAUUUAAAAAAAAAACAAACAAAGUCAAUUUACUUUAGACCUUUAUAAUAUCAUGUGACUUUCUUAAUCUCGAAUUAUAAACAAAAGACGAUGUUGCAUAAUAAAUAAAAAAAACUUUAGUAUAAUUAUUAAUUAUUUAUAACGAAUAUAAUGACUUGUACGAAGAAAUAUGAUGUUUAAAUGGCAACAUUGCGUUAUGAUAAUGUUAACUGUGUGAAAAAUAAAAGAAUAUAUAAAUAUAACAUCUAUUGUUUCUUAGUUGGGAAACUUUUUGAUUAUUAUAUCACAGGUUUUUUGAAGUCACAGGGUCGGAAAGAACAUUGUAGUGUAUCGCUAUUGGUUUAACAAUUUAUUUAUUUAUAUUUAAACUGUAAUUUUCCUGAAACUGUAACUGUAAAGGAAACGUAGUUGUUGAUAUCUUUGGAGUAAUAAUCUUUCAUUUUAAAAUAAUAUCGGAUUUUUAAGUAUUUCGUUUUAAGAUUAAAACAUUGAUUGAUUUAUUCCCCUUUCCUCGAUAAUAUUAACUUUAUAAGUAUAUUUAUUAUUUCAAUAAGGCGAUCAACUGAACCGUGUUUUGGGAUUUUUAUAAAAAUUACAAUAUUUUUAAGGCAAUGAUAAUAGUGUUAAAAUUCUUGUUCUAUUAUGGGGACUUUUUAUAAUUCAAUUUAAACUUUUCAUGCAAAAAAAAAAUACAAAAAAAUAUAUAUUAUUUUAAGUUUUUGAUCGCCUUUUUGAAUAUUCAUUCAAUUACUCGCCUUUUGCACAUUUGCAUUCCAGUAAUGAUACUACCUUGUAGCUGAAUUUUACUAUAUAAUUCACUUUCACUAUUGUUAUUUUAAGUAGUUUUAGGGAGUAAGGUCAGAAGAAAAAAUUCUUACAUUUUUGUUUGAAAUUUUAAGUGCGGGUUAUUUUACCUCGUUUGCUCAACGCAGUAAUCCGGCUGCUCAGGUUAUUAAACAAAUAUAAACAAAUAAUAUUUAUUCUUCCUUUUUUAGAUUAUUUAUUUAAUAGUUUUUCUGGUAUUUAUAUAUGCAUUCGAAUACUCGCACUUGAACAUUUCGAUUUGAUUGUUUCGUCUAAAAAAUAUUUAAAAUUUAUUUUGUUUUUGUUACUAAUGUUAUUUUAAAUUAUCACUAUUUAAUCAUGAAUAUUCGUAACAAUUCACUAAUAUUCAAUAAAAUAAUAAUUAACUAUAGCUAUACAGUUACUUUAAAUAUUUGUUAAAAAUAAUGUUUUCAAAUCUUAAAAAGUUUGAUAAUGUAAGGAGUCAGGUAAAAUUUAAUGUAGUUAAAAUUAAUAUAUUAUACAUGAAUUUAUUAAUAGGUGUGUGACGUAAUGGUGUGCGAGUAGCACUGGUUUGACUUUGAAUAGUAUUGCCAUAUUAAAAAAUAAUUUAUUAUACUUUAGAUAUGAAAUUGCGAUUAGUUUAUUGCAUUAUAUUUCUAUUGAACAGACGGUAGAUGAGAAGUAAUCUACGAAUUCCGUCGUUCAUACAUCGCUUAAUCUAAUAUAUAUUAUUAUAUAAUAACAAAUAUAUGAAAUAUGAAGCAAAUUAUAUCUAGCAUAAAGAAAUUUUAUUUACUUAGACAAUUCAUUCCCAAUAUUUGAAAUGUAGGUAUUUAUUUAUUUGAAAAAAAAAGCUAUUUAAUAAAAUAAAUACAAAAAAUACUAUUUAUGAAUAUGUAUGACAUAUAACGUACUUAUUGUUUCUUUUAAACGUUGAAUAGAAAAUAUUAAUUUAAUGCAAAGCAUGUUACAAUGUUAACACACACUUAUCAUAGAUAUAUCGUAUUUAAAAAGGUAUGUGUUUCAUAGAUUUUUAAUUUUAGUAGUCAUAGACUAAUUCGUUGGACUGUAUACCGUCGUAUUAAUGAACACUUUGGUGUCGAUCCUUUUGUACCCAAACUCUUAAACUAAACGAAUCUAACAGGUCUAUAAAAUACUGCUUUCUCCUUUUCCCAUGCGAAGUUAAAAAGGAUAGCAAUUAUGUCAAUCCUGACAAGUCUUAAGUUAAGAGUUUGUGUAUAAGAUUAUCGGUAUAUAUGUCAUUUAUAUGUUUUGUCACUCUCUUACAGAUAUAAUAUUUAAGUAAGGAAGUGUCAUUAACUACCAUGACGCAUAGAAUAAAAGAUGAAAUUCAUUUUUUUCUCUGUUAGUGCUACUCAUAUAUGAAUGAGUGAGAGUUUAUCUAUGUAUGUAAUAGUUAUAAUAUUUAAAUAAGAGUAUUUUCAAAUAUGUAUACAUCACAAAUCUAUCUGUACCUUAAACAUUCCAUCACCGUCUUUUUGGUUAUUUGUUUUUAUUUAUUUAUUGACUUAUCGAGUCACUAGGAAUGAAUAUAAAAUGAAAAUAAUUAUAUUAGAACUGUAAUUGAAUAAUUUUGUUGAUUAUUAAUUAUUGUUUCAUACUUAAGUUUGUGUUUUUUUUAUUAUAAGUUUCAUCAGAAUUAUUAUUAUUGUUAUUUUCCAAUGACAUUUAAAAAAAAUGUAGAGGAAUAUUUGGAAAAAUAUAAGUUAAGGUCUAAACUGAUGUUGAAACGAAAGUAAAAACGGCAAUGAAUCGUACCUAAUAGCUACCUAUUAAUUUUUAAAAUAACAGUAAUGUAAUAUCUACUAAAUUUAAAAUUGUAUUCAAUUGAUAUGAUGAUACAUAAUAAUAUUGUAUUAGUAUCAGAUUCAUACCGAUAAUCUUAAAUUGCAUGCAAAAUUGAAAUGUAUUUAAGGUCGAUGAAAUCUGUAAACUAGAUUUUUUUCCAAUAACAACUAAUGAUGACUGAAAUAAAACCUUAAUAUAACUGUUAAAAAUUGAAUAAAGAGCACAAAAUAUUA
Messenger RNA from Nymphalis io (European peacock), 7570 nucleotides. RefSeq names its product peripheral plasma membrane protein CASK (gene CASK). The record is from RefSeq and is a predicted model, not a curated record. Gene Ontology annotation, cellular component: cell-cell junction; plasma membrane. Gene Ontology annotation, biological process: protein phosphorylation; regulation of neurotransmitter secretion. The transcript is spliced from 22 exons. NCBI's taxonomy places the organism in Eukaryota, Metazoa, Arthropoda, Insecta, Lepidoptera, Nymphalidae. Gene Ontology annotation, molecular function: protein kinase activity; signaling receptor binding; ATP binding. The coding region runs from base 421 to 3186 and encodes 921 amino acids.